Drosophila willistoni is the source of this 1808-nucleotide messenger RNA. Its product is annotated as arrestin domain-containing protein 17. Gene Ontology annotation, biological process: protein transport. NCBI's taxonomy places the organism in Eukaryota, Metazoa, Arthropoda, Insecta, Diptera, Drosophilidae. Bases 153 to 1547 code for a protein of 464 amino acids. The transcript is spliced from 3 exons. The record is from RefSeq and is a predicted model, not a curated record. Gene Ontology annotation, cellular component: cytoplasm.
UAUCUGCUUGAGUGAGGUUGAUUUGUUUGGUGGACGGUGCCUGUGUCUGCUGUUCUGCUGAAUUUUCUUUUUGUUAUCAGCGGGUGUGGUUGAUUUCCUUUUGUGGCUUAGCAUAUCAAUAAUUAUCCUGGCACCGACUGUCACUAGGAAGGAUGAGCAGCAAGGUUACAUUUGCCUUUGACAACAAUCCCCAAGGUGUCUAUUAUGCCGGCCAGGUUAUAUCCGGUACUGCCGAACUCAUCACAGACCGUCCAAAAACCAUUCGCUCUAUCUAUAUAACGAUAAAUGGCUUCGGUGAGACACGCUGGCAGGAGAAUGUGGAGAAGUCUUCUGAAGAUGGCAGCACACAGGUGAAGUCUCUGGCUACCCAUACCAGCACAGAGAUCUAUUAUACCAACGAUCAGUAUGUUUAUGGACAAAGUGGAGGCACUCAGUUGGAAUUGCCCAAGGGUAAAUUUGUAUUUCCCUUUCACACGACCAUACCGCCGAAUGCUCCAACCUCAUUCAAUGGUCGCCAUGGACAGAUUAAACAUGAAGUUACCCUGACUAUAGAUAGAUCGGUGCGCUAUAAUAAUAUAUUUAAGCAAUGCUUUACGGUUAUAUUACCAACUGAUUUGAAUGCCAAGAGAGAACAUGUGCAACCCCUGAAACGCAUCGAAGAGAAGAGCUUUUGGUGGGGCUCCAUAUUUGGGGCGAACAAACCAAUGGUUAUGGAUGUUAGCACCUCGUUUAGUGCCUAUGCUCCCGGGCAGAAGAUACACUUUCACAUUGCUCUCGACAAUCAAUCGGAUGUUCAGUGUCAGGAUGUUAAAGUGCGGCUCUUUAAGAAUGUUACGUAUCGUGCUAAGAGCGGUUCCACCGCAUCUGGCGAGAAACCGGAAAUCAAAGUAAAUGAAACCGAGUCUCGCAUAGCGGACAAACAUUGUGGCGAAGUUCUGAAACAUAAUAAGGCCACAUUUAAUGAGUAUUUGGUAGUACCACCAACUACACCCACUACACUGGAAAACAAUGACAAUCAGCCGAUUAAAGUGAGUUAUACCCUACGCUUUAUAGCCAAGACAUUUCGUUUGCAUGGCGGCGGGGAUUUGGUAGUGGAUUUCCCUUUGGUUAUUGGCACUGUACCAUUGUUGGCAAGUGCUGGUGAUUUGGGUCCGGGACAGACCAAUUCGAAUAGCUCUGGCUUUGUAGGUGCUCCAGUAUUUCAAGAAGACGUCAGCUCCGAGCAGUUUGAAUCCAACACAUAUAAGCCGCGUUAUCCAGUGUACAAUUUUAAUGGAAAUGGUCAAUCAACUGCAGGAAACUCAAAUGGGACAACAGCUCCAACCCCGAGUCUAUAUCCCAAAGCUGAAGAUAAGCCACCAGUUCAGCAUACAGCCAAUCCUGUAUCACCUGCACCGGCUCCUGCUCCUGCCAUACACAAAUCCCCACCAUAUCCAACUGCUGGACCCAAUCCGGGAACUAACUUUGAAGUACUUGGAUUUAGUAUUCCGCCAGAUUAUAAACCGACACCAAGUGCUCCAGCUGAUUCAAGCAUUGGAUGGAAAUAAGAAAUGUAGUUUUAUCUUUUAUAAUUAUAUACAUACAUACAUACAUUUACAACACUUAAUCAAUUAAGCAAAUCAGGGACAUAUCCCAAAUAUAAUUAUAUACAUAUAUCUGUAAAUGUUUAGAGGGAGUGUGGCAUAUGAAUUAAAUUUGAAAUUCCAAUCUUUACCGCAAAAAGGGGCUGUUAAAUUAACAGUGAUGUUAAAUUAUGUAGAGUUGCCAGAAGGCUUCCAAUAAAGCAGACGGCAACGUUGCUCAGUAGA